UGUCAAGCAAUUAAUGGAGCAUUAUUAUCCAAAACAUAAACAAAAACUGUUUAUUUGGCAACGGCUGAUUAGGAUAAAUUCAUGUUCGGUUUCGGGAAAUGGUUGUAGUUCUUUCUAAAUUAAAAAAAAUGAGUGGUUAUCUUUGUAAAAAAAUUAUAAUCUAAUUUUGUGCUCCAGUUUUGUUGUUGCGCAGAGUAACGUUGUGUUUAUUUAUUAUUUACGUCGGCUUUUCUUUGACGUAAAUCUAGACCAUAGAAUAGUAUUCUAUUAGUUUAUAUUAUUAAUAUGACAACUUUAAAAGGAAUUUUUCCCGAUCCCAAACCUCCAAGAAAAAAAAACUAUUUACAAGAAAAUGUUAAACAUCUUCGUCAAAUGGAAAAAUAUAAUCAAUCUCAAAAGGAGGAAAAAGAAAUUCAAAAAUUGAUGAAUCAGAAACAGUUUAAUAAUAAAUAUCAAAACAUUGCACCUAGAGUAAACUCCAGUCUUCGAGGACUAAGUGCAAUAUCUGGUGAAAAUAUUUCUAGGAAUAAAUCAAGAGCCAGUAGUCAAUCUCUUGAUAAAAAAUCCAGUGCUCCAAUUUUUAGUAAAGAAACUGUAAUAAAUAAGAAAAAUUUAUCUAAAAGUCAAACUAAUUCCAAUGUUAAUAGUAAAAAGAAAAAAAGAGAUCGACAUAAACAAAAUUUAGAGAAAUCGAAUAGUUUAUCUGAUGGUUUCUUACAUUUAAAACUUAAUAAUGAUUCUCCAUUAUACAGCUCUAGAAAAACAAAAUAUUCCAAUCAAAGUAUUCAAACAUUAAACACUGAUGAGAUCGAUGCUCUAUAUUCAGAAGGAGUAAUAAGAUAUCCAUCGGGUAGAAGUCAAAGGAAGAGUCCAGAUCCUAGUCCAGAUAAAAAUAAAGAUCUAGAUUUACAACUUCCUUUGAACAUUGGAGAUCAAUCAACAACAGUGUCAGAGAAAAAAAUAGAAUCGUCUUCGUCGAAAGAAAAUAAAGAUUUUGUAAAACUCAAUAAAGAAAAGACUUCUAUAGCUACUAAAAUAGCUGCUCAUUUUAAUAAUGGCGUGAUACCUACUAAUUACCGCAUGGGUGUUGUUCCUAAGUAUAUUUUGGAGAGAAAAGAAGAAUUGCAACAGAAGUUAGAAAAGGCUAAACUCGAAGCUAUCAAGACUGAUUGUCCACCAGGUCAUAUAAUUCUACCUGAUAAUGAACGUAAAGAAACAUUACGUAUGUUGAAAAAAAGUUAUCAAGAUUAUGUGAAUGAGUUAAAUAAAAUGCCAAUUAGGUCAGAUACAUUACGUUGCCAAAAGAAAAAAGCUGAAAUUGAAAAACAGUUAAAUAAAUUAGAAGAAGGCAUAAAACUUUUUUCCAGACCAAAAGUGUUUGUGAAAAUAGAUGAAUAACAGUAAUGAAACAAGUAGGUCAAUAUAUACUUUUAGCAUAACUAAUAUUUUCCACAAAGUGCCUGCAUUUUGAUUACUUGCUUAUGUGACUGUUCUGAUCAAUUCGUGAAUACUCAAAAGACUUGUAAAUAGUUGUACAUUUGUAAGCAGAGAAAAUCAUCUAGUCUUGUUGGAAUCUUAUUGAGAGAUUCAAGAUUGCCAAAAUAUAAAAAACAGACUAUUUUUGUGAAUUUUUUCUGGUUAAUUAUAUUUCAACAACAACAAUAAUAUAAAUUAGAACUAUUAUUAACAGUCAUUAUAAUUGAGGAAUUUUUUAAAUAGUCAAUCUGUUUCUUUUUUACAAUUAACAUCUAUUAUAUGUAAAAAUAAUUCAGGAUCAAAGUGGAUUUUCUCUGAGUUGAAAUACAUUUCUUCAUUGUCAUACCACUCUUUUACAUUAAAAUUAGGGAAGAAAAUUUUUAUUUCCCUUUUCACAGACUCCGGCGAAUCUUGAAAUGAAAAAAAUUGUGUUAAAAAAUGAUGGGACCAAACAAAAUGUGUCAAAUUUUUGUAAAAAUACAAUUUAAACAUUCACCUGAA
Molecule: messenger RNA, 1977 nt
Organism: Chelonus insularis
Lineage: Eukaryota; Metazoa; Arthropoda; Insecta; Hymenoptera; Braconidae
Exons: 5
Coding region: 286-1398 (370 amino acids)
Cellular component (GO): cytoplasmic microtubule
Source: RefSeq, a predicted model, not a curated record